Abrus precatorius (Indian licorice) is the source of this 2023-nucleotide messenger RNA. Its product is annotated as root phototropism protein 3-like. The transcript has 4 exons. Gene Ontology annotation, molecular function: protein binding. Bases 18 to 1736 code for a protein of 572 amino acids. NCBI's taxonomy places the organism in Eukaryota, Viridiplantae, Streptophyta, Magnoliopsida, Fabales, Fabaceae. The record is from RefSeq and is a predicted model, not a curated record.
UGUCUAGAUUCUCCACCAUGGGAAGUAAGAGUGUUGACCCUGAAAGUGCCUUGGGUGGGACAGUAGUAUAUGGGGGGAACUGUAACCAUUGUGUCCUUCUACCGGCCAGUGUUCCUAUUCUUGCUCAUUCCUUAGAACGAAGAAAACAAAACUGGAUUGCUAGAGCAAAUUCCCCUACUGAUUUAAUCAUACAAGUUGGUGAUUCAAGCUUUCACUUGCACAAGCUUGCCAUGGUCUCAAGAAGUGAAUAUUUGAAUAGACUUGUCUUUGAGAGAGGAAGCCACAGAGAGAGUGGCAGGGACAGCCUCAACAUCGAAAUAAAAAACCUUCCAGGUGGGACAAAAACAUUUGCAUUAGUAGUCAAAUUCUGUUAUGGUUGGAAAAUUGAUAUAACCCCAACCAACAUUAUCCCAUUAUAUUGCGCUGCACAUUUCUUGGAAAUGAGUGAAGAUCUUGAAGAAGGGAACCUCAUUUCCAAGACAGAAGCUUUUCUCAACUUUCUAAUAUUAUCUUCAUGGAAAGACACAUUUCGAAUACUCAAAAGUUGUGAAUCCAUUUCCCCUUGGGCCAAGGACUUGCAAAUAAUGAAACGCUGCUCAGAAGCAAUAGCUUGGAAGGCAUGCGCAAUUCCAAAUGCAUCAUCUAGUUUUAGUUGUGAAUGUGAAAAUCGAAGACACUUGAAUGUGCAAGCAAAUCAAGGAAAUACAAAUAACUUAGGAAUUAAAAACAUGGCUGAUACUUGGUGGUUCCAAGAUGUGUCACUUUUACGCAUAGAUCAUUUUAUUGAAGUGAUCCAAUCUAUUAAAAAGCAUAGCAUCAAACAGGAAAUUGUAGGUUCUUGUAUUGAACAUUGGACAAGAAAAUGGUUUUCCCAUGUCAAGCUUGGAAUUGACAAGGUGGCUACUAAACAAAUAACUCUCCAAUUACAUAGAGUUUCCAUUGAAUGUUUGAUUAGGAUACUUCCUGGUGAAGAAAAUUCAGUCACUUGCACUUUUUUGCUUCACCUAAUAAAAGCAGGGGUGAUGCUGAAAAUAAAUUCUGAAUUGUUGUGUGCGCUAGAAAGGAGAGUAGCUUUAAUGUUGGAGAAAUGCAGGGUUCAAGAUCUCUUGGUUAAAAAUCAAGGACAUAGUGAUUCUUUGUAUGAUGUAACUGUUGUGCUUAGGGUGUUACGGUUUUCUGUAUGUGGCAUGUCAAGCAAUUCUUCAGCAAAACUCCACGCAGUUGGAAAGUUAGUAGAUGGGUAUCUCACACAAGUUGCAAGGGAUGAGAAUCUCCCAGUGGAAAAUUUCAAAGCACUUGUUCAAGCAUUGCCACAACAUGCCAGAUACUGUGAUGACAACCUCUAUAGAGCUAUUGACAUGUACCUUAAGGCACAUCCAGAUUUGACAGAAGAAGAUCGCAUGGAUGUGUGUAGAGUACUGGAAUAUCAUAGAUUGUCACAAGAAGCACGGCAACAUGUGAUGAAAAAUGAUAGGUUGCCCUUUAAAUUAGUGACAGAAUUUGUCCUUUUGGAGCAAGUGAACGUGGCUAGAUCAAUGUCAAGUAAUGGAUCAAACUACCAAAGAACAAAUACUCAAACAAUUAUCAGAGUAAACAAAGAUUUUGAAAAAAGACAGAUAAAUGUCCAUGAGAUAAAGAUGAUGAGAAAUGAUGUUGAAAUUAUCAAGUCGCAGCUCUUGGAACUAAAUAGCUGCAAAAUAAAGCUCCAAAAGCAACUCAUGGGAUGCAUUCGUUGAAAGAGAACUCAUUGUGUAAAAUGUCAGAAGACUCCAACAGGAGGACCGCUCAAAUAUACUUUUAGUCUUUUAUAUUUUCUAAAAUUUUAGUCUUAGUUUUUAAAAUGAGUUUUUUUUUAUAAUUUUAAUAUCUAAUUUUCAAAUUUUAUUAUUUUAAUCUUGGGUGAUGAUGUGAUUAAGAUAUUGGUAUCUGUUAAUUUUUUAUUGCGUUAGUUAGAAAAAAGAAGACUAAAAACAUUAUAUUUAGAAAAAUUAAAAACAUAUUUAAAUUUAAUAAUUAUUAUGAU